ACUGCAACUAUCUUCUUCGUAUUUAAAAUCCGUGCAGUCCCAACUUCCCCAACUCAACUUGUGCAUUCUUUACCCGUCCUGCCACCAUCUCAACUCGCCGGCCUCUUCCUUCUCUCUCGCCGGUUUCCUUCUCUACCCGGCUACCUCCACUACUGAUUCAACAUUUUUCUUCAAAUACCUGAAGCGAUAACCGCUUUAUCCUAUUCCCCCUUGGUAAACCUCCGUUUCCUUGCCAAUUGUCAUUCAUAUCUGGCCAUUUCGUUGACCAAGAAGAAACCAUGGAGACUCUCAUGAGUCUCAUAUCUACCGUGAAGAACGUGCUCCGAGUCGGCGAUCUGACCGGUCUUUUGUAUUAAUUCAUUUCCUUAUGCAUUCCUUCUGCUGCGUGUUCACCAUGUGCGAGCAAUCCCCGGCGCUCCGCCACAUACCGCCUCUCCCCGAGGCCACGUCGGCAAGAUACGAUUCUAGUGCCCGAACCGGAAACAAACAAAUCCACGGCGACAAUAACGGGGAUUACGGAAGGAUAUUGACCAAGCCGCGAACGACGGCUUCGCCGGCGACGGUGUCUCACUCGGCAAGGGAGCAGCCGGUGGACGUGAAGAUCAAUGAUAUAGUGGGGAACGGGGUCUCGGGGAUACUUUACAAGUGGGUGAAUUACGGGAAAGGAUGGAGGCCGCGGUGGUUCGUCUUGCAGGACGGCGUUUUAUCGUACUAUAAGAUUCAUGGACCCGAUAAGAUCGUGGUGAAUCGAGACACCGAGAAAGGAUCGAAGGUCAUCGGCGAGGAGUCUAUACGAAGGAUUUCGAGGUACCAGAAUGGAACCUCGCAUUCGCAGCAACAACUUCCCCGCAAACCCUUCGGCGAAAUUCAUCUCAAGGUUUCCUCAAUUCGUGAAAGCAAAUCAGAUGACAAAAGAUUCUCGAUUUUCACUGGCACAAAGAAGCUCCAUCUAAGGGCUGAGAUGCGUGAAGAUCGAGAAGCGUGGAUGGAGGCAUUGCAAGCUGUGAAGGACAUGUUCCCACGGAUGUCAAACAGCGAGCUGAUGGCUCCCAUAGAUAAUUUCACUAUGUCAACCGAGAAGCUGAGACAGCGGCUUUUGGAAGAGGGUGUUGGAGAGGCAGCCAUCCAGGACAGCGAGCAAAUCAUGAGGAGCGAGUUUGCGGUGCUGCAGAGCCAACUAGUGCUGCUAAAGCAGAAACAGUGGCUCCUCAUUGACACGUUGCGGCAGCUAGAGACAGAAAAGGUUGAUCUGGAGAAUACGGUGGUUGAUGAGAGCCAAAGACAGUGCAAUGAUCAAGGGGCUUCUUCUAGAUUAAGGCAAGACAAAUUCAGUGCAGAAAGAAGUCCUAGUGAAUCUGAAGAUGAUAAUGAAAGGGUUGAUGCUGCGGAGGAAGAAACAGAUGAUGAAGAAAAUACAUUUUUUGACACUCGCGACUUUCUGUCAUCCAGCUCGUUCAAAAGUAAUGGGUCUGAUUUGCGGGUAUCAUCUUUCUCUUCUGAUGAUGGUGGUAUUGCAAUUGAACCUGAAGAUGAUGUUGACCCUUCUAUUAGAUCUGUUGGAACUAACUAUCCACAUGUUAAGCGACGUAAGAAAUUGCCUGACCCUGUUGAAAAAGAGAAGGCUGUUAGUCUUUGGUCAAUGAUUAAAGAUAACAUUGGAAAGGAUCUCACAAAAAUAUGUCUUCCCGUUUACUUCAAUGAGCCUCUCUCUUCCCUGCAAAAAUGUUUUGAGGAUUUGGAAUAUUCAUAUCUCAUUGAUCGAGCAUACGAGUGGGGGAAAAGGGUACGUAUGCAAGGUAAUAACCUCAUGAGGAUUCUUAAUGUUGCUGCUUUUGCUGUUUCUGGAUAUUCUUCAACUGAAGGAAGAAUAUGCAAACCAUUUAAUCCAUUAUUAGGGGAAACCUAUGAGGCUGAUUAUCCAGAUAAAGGCCUCCACUUUUUCUCAGAGAAGGUCAGUCAUCACCCUAUGAUUGUUGCAUGUCACUGUGAGGGAACGGGAUGGAAAUUCUGGGGGGAUAGCAAUUUAAAGAGCAAAUUUUGGGGGCGAUCAAUUCAACUUGAUCCUGUUGGUAUUUUGACUUUGGAAUUUGAUGAUGGGGAAGUUUUUCAGUGGAGUAAGGUCACAACAUCAAUAUACAAUCUCAUUUUGGGAAAGCUGUAUUGCGAUCACUAUGGUACAAUGCGCAUACAAGGAAAUUAUGAUUAUUCAUGUAAGCUGAAAUUCAAGGAGCAGUCGAUCAUUGCCCGAAAUCCUCAUCAGGUACAUGGUGUAGUUCAAGACAGGAAUGGAAAAACAGUGGCAACUCUCUUCGGAAAGUGGGAUGAAAGUAUGUAUUAUGUGAUAGGAGACUCUUCUGGGAAGGGGAAAGGAUGGGAGUCUUUAUCAGAUGCCUGCCUGCUCUGGAAGCGAAGCAAGCCUCCCGAAUUUCUCACUAGAUAUAACUUAACACGCUUUGCCAUCACAUUGAAUGAGCUCACCCCUGGACUGAAGGAAAAGUUGCCGCCUACGGAUUCAAGGCUAAGACCUGAUCAAAGGUAUUUGGAAAAUGGAGAGUAUGAAAUGGCAAAUGCAGAGAAAUUGCGUUUGGAGCAGCGGCAACGGCAGGCUCGAAGGAUGCAAGAGCGGGGAUGGAAACCACGGUGGUUUGUGAAAGAUAAAGGGAGUGAUACAUACCGCUAUAUUGGUGGGUAUUGGGAAGCCAGAGAACGGGGACAGUGGGAUUCAUGUCCUGAUAUCUUUGGCCAUAUCCCAUCUGAUCAGCAGUCCGAGUAAGUUCAAAUUUUUCUCAUUGUAGCAAAUGACUGCACGUGUGAUCUGUAAAGGUGCCCCACGGCAUGCAUGAAAGUUAGGUGAAAGUUGGUAGAAGGAAAUAAUAGAAAAUUUUGUACCAUCUGUAUCCUUCAAUUGAUUAUUAAAAGAUACGGCACGAUCCUGGUGCGAGAGGAAUGAUACUACCGAUGGGUCGAUUUAGAAAAUCACAACCACAGAAUGAGAGAGCAAAGAACCAUUGAAGAAUUUACAGGCAUUAUUUCCAGAAAUGUAAUGACUGAAGCUGGAGAUCGUUGAAAUUACCUAUAGAAUGGUGCAGCACCCAUCAUGUGUAAUAGAGCAUCAUAACUGGUACUGCAUUAUGUUGACACUCCUUGUGGCAGUCAGUUUCUGUUUGUACAAAAAGGAAACAUUAUUCAUUAUUGUAACACCCCUCUUCUUCUUACAGUUAAGAAUAAAGUCACUUUUA
This is a messenger RNA of Juglans microcarpa x Juglans regia, 3239 nucleotides long. Its product is annotated as oxysterol-binding protein-related protein 1C-like. Gene Ontology annotation, cellular component: membrane; intracellular membrane-bounded organelle; cytosol. Bases 368 to 2773 code for a protein of 801 amino acids. The transcript has 10 exons. Lineage: Eukaryota; Viridiplantae; Streptophyta; Magnoliopsida; Fagales; Juglandaceae. Gene Ontology annotation, molecular function: sterol binding. The record is from RefSeq and is a predicted model, not a curated record.